AUGUCGGAUGUUCGUUCGGUAAUCUUUGAUGUUUGUAAUAAGGAAGAUAGGAAGGUAGCAGGUCGAGUCGCUGUCAUGGUAGAAGCAUUGUGGAAGAAUAGGAAUGACAUGGUUUGGAAUAAUGAAAAGGAGGAGGCAUCCCGUCUUGGGUGGCUUGCUUUCCAUCAAUGGCAGGAAUUGCAUAAUGCCCAAAAUGUUCCGGUUAAUAACAAUCUUCAGCACCUUGAGGUAAUUUGGUCUCCUCUUGAGGGGGAUUGGGUUAAAUGCAAUGUCGACGCCGGUUUCAACUUGCACUUGGGAACGACAAAUAGAGGUUGGUGUGUGCGGGGAGCGGGUGGCAUUUUCAUUCACGCGGGUGUGGCUUGGGACAUUAAAAAUCUCUCUAUUCUCGAAGCUGAGGCUUUAGCUCUUAAAGAGGCUAUUCAGGAUUCUAUUGCUCUUCAUCUAGACCGAGUUAUUUUUGAAAGUGACUCUCUUAGCGUGGUUACGGCUUUGCAUUCUAAUCCUAGUGGAAGGUCCGAGUUUCAUCAUAUAAUUCGUUCUAUUAGUUUGCUUUUAUCUUCUUUUCACAACUUUGAGGUUAAGUUUGUUAAACGCCAAGCGAAUAUGGUUGCCCACUCUCUUGUUAAGGCGGCCAAUUCUUGGGCUAGGCGUAGCUCUAUGCAUUAUUGUCAAAAAAAAAACAUUGUAUGUGCAUAG
Vicia villosa (hairy vetch) is the source of this 699-nucleotide messenger RNA. RefSeq lists its product as uncharacterized. The transcript has a single exon. Gene Ontology annotation, molecular function: nucleic acid binding; RNA-DNA hybrid ribonuclease activity. Lineage: Eukaryota; Viridiplantae; Streptophyta; Magnoliopsida; Fabales; Fabaceae. The coding region runs from base 1 to 699 and encodes 232 amino acids. The record is from RefSeq and is a predicted model, not a curated record.